AUGCAUUAUUGUCUGCCAGAAAUAGUCUUAUUGAUUAAAUUCAAGAACCUCAAACAUCAAGAUCCUCAUAUCAUUCCAUCAUCAAGAAUAAGAAAUACUCCAUAAACCCAGGAAUAACCAAAUUUAAAAAAAAGGACUAUUAGUCAAAUUCGAAGAUUUGGGAACCCAAAACAAUUAGCCUAAAAUCAACACUCAGACGUCUUAGAUUUCUUUGAAUUAGUGGAAGAACAACCUCUACCUGUUCGGAACAAAAAGCACACUAUUCUUGAACCUUUACAAUCUACUCCUUCUCCAUAAAUGGCCAAUGCUAUCUCGCCUAAAAGAGUCUCCUUUAACAAACAAAUCUAAGUCAAAUUAAUUAGUGAUGACUACGUUGACUCUAAUGAAAAAAGACUCUAAAGUAGACACAUCCUUAGAAGACAGAUGACAGACUUUAUAAAUUGA
This is a messenger RNA of Paramecium tetraurelia, 444 nucleotides long. RefSeq lists its product as uncharacterized. The record is from RefSeq and is a predicted model, not a curated record. NCBI's taxonomy places the organism in Eukaryota, Ciliophora, Oligohymenophorea, Peniculida, Parameciidae. The transcript has 2 exons.